UAUCUCUCUCUUUCUGUCUCUGUGCAGUGUUUUAUCUUCUACUUCACUCUCAAAUUUUUUUUCUUCUCCUGCUUGUUCUCUCCGCAGCCCAUUGCCAUCUUUUUUCUCAAAACAAUAAGACAGUUUGAAAUAAACAGGGAAAAAGAGAAAAAGGCUGCAACUUUUUCAUUCUUGCCCCAAAUCCCAUUGUAGAUCUUCACUAAAGCUUCCAUCUUUGAGCUCUGUUCAGCUUCAUUCCCAAUGGAAUGAGAUUUGGGCUGGUGCUGAAGGCUUAGAAGUUCAAGGCUCGGGUUUUCUUGAGAUUCAAGGAUGGCGGGUGGGAUGCAUACUGAUGUUUUGUUGGAUUAUGUUGAAUUCCAGAUUUAUCCAAGCCAGAACAGGUACGAGGCUUGCAUAUGUUGGGACAACGAGGUAGAGGCUGUGGCUUCUGGGGUUCUCGAGCAACUGGCACAGCAUUCUUCGAAAGUUAAAGCUUUGAGCUCGAAAGGAUGGGAUGCUACUUUUAAACUUGAACCCCCGGAUAAUGUUAGUGAGGCUACGUGGUUUUCGAAAUCCACUUUAAUUAGGUUUCUUAAUAUUAUUAGUUCGGUGGAUAUAUUGGAUAAAGCAAAUGCAAUGGAGAAAGAGAUAUCUCAGCUGGAGGAAGCCCGGGGAUUUCACCUUUCUUUAUAUGCAAAGGCUGAUGAUAAUUCCGCUACGUCAGAUUCUUCCAAGAACGAAUUGCUUCGAGCAAUGGACGUGAGGCUCGGUGCGUUAAGAAGGGAUCUCGCUGAUGCUUUUGAUGAAGCUGCUGGCGCCCCGUGCUCUCCCGAGGAGAUUGUUGAGAUUGGAAAGUUCAGCGAUCAUUUUGGAGCUGUCAAGUUGAGGAACUUCCUACAAAAGUUUGUUCGGUUGAGCCAGGUGAACCAGAAUUAUUUGGGGAAUGAUAAACGUGGUUUGGACGAGAAUUCUCAGAUCUCUUCUAAGCCAUUGCUUUCAGAGCAACCCGUAAGAUAUGGUGCCUCUCCUGCUAAAGCUGCACAAAUCGAGAGGCAGAGUUCAUCAGAAGGCGAGGAAUCUUCUUGCACAACCGAGGAGGAUCAACCGUCAGUAGAGCGAAGUCGGCCUCUAGUGCGAUCCGCUUCACCAAGAAGGUCUGCCUCCCCGAUGCGAAGAGUCCAAAUUGGACGCAGCGGGUCACGGAGACCCACCGCUUUAGCCAUCAAGAGCUUACAUUACAUUCCUGCCCGAGAGAAGCUAGUGUGCCAAAAAGACGAAGGCGAAAGCAGUAGUGGCGAGGAAGCAUCCGAGAAACCGUCGAAAAGAUCCGACAACAAUGUGCGUAGAAUGAGCGUGCAAGAUGCAAUAAAUCUUUUCGAGAGAAAACAGAGAGAUCAAACCACCGUGGAUGUUCAGAAAACGUCAAGUGUCUCCCUUGGUGCAAAUAAAGCGGUGCUCAGGAGAUGGAGUGCUGGAAUGUACGAAAGCCCUAAAUAUCCCGCAAAUGCUGCUUCCGAAAAUUCUGCUUCAAUGAAUACCGAGAACUUAGAAGGCGAAGAGACUAUAAGUGCUUUGGAGACGAAUUUAGAUUCUGAUCCUACUCCAUACAGCAAUCCCGACGAGGCUACUGAAAUAGAAGCCGAGCCUGUAUGUGAAGAAAGAGUAUCCAGUCUAGAAGGACAGCGGGCUGAUACUCUCCCGAACCAGACCGAAGAAAGCAGAAAGUUAACUGCCUCGGCUGAAUGGAGUCGCCAAAAGGAAGCCGAACUAAACCAGCUCCUGAUCAAAAUGAUGGAAACCAAACCCGCAAGAUAUAGAAACGCAGCGCCCAGUGAUAACCAAGACCAACGCCUUCCCGAUCAACAGCGAGGUGGUUUGUACAAUCAUUACAAAGAGAAAAGGGACGAGAAACUUAAAGGCGAGACCGCUAGGAAGCGAGUAGGGAAGGAAACACAAGUUAAAGCAAAACCCGACAUGGCCUCUGGAAAGGCAAACACUGUUAGUAAAAGACCUGUUAAGAGAACCCAAACCCCGCUUAACCAUUCCUCCGAGUCUGCAAAUUCCAAAAGUGAAACCCCUAAACCUGCUGAUGUGAAGAAAGUUUCGAAAAAGGCGUCAUCUUUGCCUGCCAUACGUAAGUCAUGGCCAACAGCACCGUCCCCGAGAGCUAAUGGGGCAUCACCGGCUAAAACACCUGUAACAACGGCUAGUGCUACAGCUACCCGGAGAAGAUCACAUCCAACACCGUUAGUUCCUCAAUCAACCCCGAAAGUUGAGAGAUCCCAAGUGCCAGCAAAAUCUGCGAAAACAUUACCUAAUGAUGCUAAAAAGACUGUAAGAAACUCUGCUGAAAGGAAUCAGCAAGCGGUGACAAAAGCUAGUAGCAAACCUACAAAAACCAAAGCUCAGGCUCCUAGAGUAAGUUCUGAUUCCUCUGCAAAACCGAAACUAAACAAGGUAACCAAGAAAAGCAGUGUGGUUCCUCUGGAGCCAAAGGAUACCCCAAAGGAACCGAAGGAACCAAAGCCUUUUCUCCGUAAGGGUUCCAGGACUGGACCUGGUGUUGGUCCCAUCACAAAAAAGAAAACUUCUCCACCAGAACAAUCGUUGAGGGACUCGGUUGAAGCGGAGAAGAAUGAAAAAGACCCGAUAAUUUCUGAACCUUCCAAUCAAAAGGGGGAUGUACUUGUUGCAGACUCAAAAGUCGACUUAGAUCUAGCGAGUGAAACUCAAAUAGGCAGCCCCGAGAAGUGUGAAGACACAGAAAGCCCUAAUCUGGUUGCUCCAAAAAAUGAAGAAGACAAUUUUUGUGAGAAGCAAGAGUGUGCUAAUAUAAAAAACGAGGUUGAAGAAGAAAUCAACAUAUCCCCCGCAGCUUGGGUGGAAAUAGAAGAGCACGACAAUGGAAAGGUUCAAAACAACGAUGGAGCUAACCAUAUCGACUCUUCAGCUGAUGUGCCUGUGAGAGCUGCCAGUCCACGAGUCCGUCAUUCUCUUUCCCAAAUGCUACUGGAGGAAAGCAGUGAACCCGAUAGUAUGGAUUGGGGGAAUGCCGAGAACCCUCCAACCAUGGUCUAUCAGAAAGAUGCACCCAAAGGAUUUAAGAGACUUCUUAAGUUUGCUCGAAAGAGCAAGACUGAUGUAAAUUCAUCAGGUUUCUCAAGCCCUUCUGUCUUCUCAGAGGGAGAGGAUGACACGGAGGAAUCUAAAGGUAGUAAGAAGGCUUCUGACAAUCUACUGAAGAAAGCCACACUUCAUGCUACGAACUACGGGCAUGGUCAUGAACUUCCCGCCCAAGCAACUAUCGGGCAAUUAGUCUCUCAAAGCAUAUCUCAGAAAUUGGAGGAGGGUCACGUUUCAGCUUCAGUAACCACAACAAAAGCACCGAGAUCAUUUUUCUCUCUUUCAGCAUUCAAGGGGAGCAAGCAGACUGAUUCUAAGCUCCGAUAACAUGCUCAGCCCCUAAUAUACUUUUCCAUAAACUUGCUUGGGCAAUGUUCAGGAAAAAUGUUUUUUCUUGCAUCCAAAGAGGGGGUGGAGUACAUGCAUAUCCUGUUUAUAUGCACUUUAUAGAUCUGACUGUUUAACGCGAGAUUCAUUCCGGUAUAAUACAAUAUCGCCAUUUUAUGUAUCCAUAGAAACUAAGGUAUUUUUUGUAGGAUCAGAACCCAUGUUGAAUCUGUAAUUUUCAUUACUCAGCCUGGCCUUUUGUUUAUAUCUUUAUAUAAUCAUUUGCAUGUAUGCUUCCCAUUUGAAGUUAGUAGUUGAGAACAAUAUUUUACUGAACUUUGCUUAGCUUGCUUGUUUUAUUGAGCCCAAGCUUGAGCUUGAAGCCUUGAAUAGAUGUUUAUUGUUUAUCAA
Molecule: messenger RNA, 3840 nt
Organism: Ipomoea triloba (trilobed morning glory)
Lineage: Eukaryota; Viridiplantae; Streptophyta; Magnoliopsida; Solanales; Convolvulaceae
Product: COP1-interacting protein 7-like
Exons: 10
Coding region: 310-3429 (1039 amino acids)
Source: RefSeq, a predicted model, not a curated record